AUGGUUCGCGGUAUAGAGGUUGACUUCCAGGCCAUGGCCGCUGCUAAUCCGUUCUGGGCUGAUGGGCCAGGGCCCACGGUGCUAUUGGAGAUUAAAGCCAAUGGUAUCCGCCAUAGAUGGCAGCAAUUAGCCGUGGGGGCAACUCUGUAUGCCCUGAGUGAAGGUUUAUCGAUUGCAGGUCGAGUCACUGCAUUUGAAACAUGGCUCCGAAUUCUCGGCCAUGCCAAGCCCGUGGCAUAUUAG
Clonostachys rhizophaga is the source of this 243-nucleotide messenger RNA. The record is from the annotation of a GenBank genome assembly. NCBI's taxonomy places the organism in Eukaryota, Fungi, Ascomycota, Sordariomycetes, Hypocreales, Bionectriaceae.